UCACGUAAUGAAUACAGUCUAGCUAAAUCGUUGUUGAAUUUGUACACCAGAAACAAUGCGACAAUAAUCAAGACCUGUAUAUACACAAUACUUGUAACUUGUGAUGCAAGUCAAUUUUGGAUUAUUUGAAUAUCCAGAUAAAAACACACGUAGCUAGGUACAAAUAAUUUAAGAAUAUUAUAAUGGGUGUCGAUAUACAAACUUAUCGUGGAAGAAUUGGUUGCUUCAGUCGAAACUUUGGUACAGAUGUAAUAAUUGUCCAAUAUACAGUCAACUGUACCCGAGGAAUAAAGACUAUUGGGGCUGUCGUAUUCAUAGGUAUUUUGUUGCUCUUGGCUGGUAUUGAGCAAAAUCCGGGACCGAUUUCAGAGUCAACGUCUGAACGGACGCCUGCAAAUGCUACAAUUCUUAAAGUUUGUGGUUUACCAAAACACAUUGGGAUAGAUUCUUUGAUAAACUCGUUUGAAAAUACAAGGCGAGAAGGGGGUGGCAAGGUUUUAAGAGUGGAAAUCGAUGAGAAUGAAUCAUCUGCUCUUGUUGAGUUUGAGGAGGCGGAAGCUUUACAGUUAGCGCUGAGGAAAAGACCAAUUCAGAUAGAGGGUAAAGAUGUAUCUGUUGAAAUAUACAUUGAUGAAGGUUGUAUGGGUGAUGAUAAUAAUAGCCAACAAAUGGACCGUGCUGGUGAAAUCUUUGCAGAUAACCCCAACGAUCUAGAAUUAGGUUCCGAUUUUGAGCAUGUAAAUAAGUCAGGCGCAGUUGCUAAAGUGACAUCAACUGUAAAACAUGCGUGUUUAAAAGUAUAUAGAAAAGGUGUAGGAUUUUUCAAGGCUGGUAAAGGUACUGUCGGGUCCAGCAAUGAGAUAUUUUGGCAAAUGCUAGCAGACCUUGGGUUGACUGACAGAUACCCAAGUAAAAUAUCGAUCCAAGACAUUGUUACUGUAGAUACAGGCGAAUGGAAUCAGAUAGAAAAUGGAACUAUUUGUUCAACUGAUAUUCCGUGGUUAGUCCUGAAACGAUUGAUAAGUUCGCAUAGUGAUUCUAGGGAUAUAUCAGUAACAAAUGAACAAGAUUUGAAUAACGGAAUUGACUUAGAAAAUACUUUGAGUUUUUUAUCUGACAUACCUGGCGAUAAAAAAGAUAUAAGUCCAUUAGAUGCUUUUUUUAUCAUUUUCCAAUGUUGUGAUCCUUUUUUGAAACAAGUCGUUGUACAAAAACUGUAUAUUUGUAAAAUCGCUGUACCGUUUUUGUAUAAAUAUUGGGAAAGUGAUGUAGAGCAAGUAUCGGUAUUAUCAGUUUGGCCAUUGAGAUCUUUAGCAAUAGAAAAUAACGAAACAAACAUUGAAAAAAGUGAAGUUCAAUGCAAAGAAAUGGACAUUCUUGAGCUUCCAACAAAAAUGAUAGCUUUUGGAAGAUUGGGUCGACCCCGCUUUUCAAAAUCAAAAUUGAUGAAUAGCAUUCUUUCGGAUCAUGGGUGUAAAACUUUUUUCAAUUAUGACUGUCCAUUUGGAAUGAUUGAAAGAAAAUUAAUAAAUGGACAUGUUGAAAUGUUUUGGUUGCCGUUAAUUGGGGAUAAAAAGGAUAGAUUUCAAGAUGCAAUGACAUUUUUGAACUAA
Molecule: messenger RNA, 1613 nt
Organism: Ruditapes philippinarum (Manila clam)
Lineage: Eukaryota; Metazoa; Mollusca; Bivalvia; Venerida; Veneridae
Product: interferon-induced very large GTPase 1-like
Exons: 7
Coding region: 183-1613 (476 amino acids)
Molecular function (GO): RNA binding
Source: RefSeq, a predicted model, not a curated record